Messenger RNA from Pogona vitticeps (central bearded dragon), 2849 nucleotides. RefSeq names its product phospholipid phosphatase related 5 (gene PLPPR5). Gene Ontology annotation, molecular function: phosphatidate phosphatase activity. NCBI's taxonomy places the organism in Eukaryota, Metazoa, Chordata, Lepidosauria, Squamata, Agamidae. Gene Ontology annotation, cellular component: plasma membrane. Gene Ontology annotation, biological process: signal transduction; phospholipid metabolic process; phospholipid dephosphorylation. The record is from RefSeq and is a predicted model, not a curated record.
CCCCUUCCUCAUGCGCUGGAUCGGGCGCCCGGGUGCUUUCCCUUCUCCUCUUCCUCCAGCUCGUCCUUCUCUUCCUGCCGCCGCCGCCGCCGCCUCCGGUGCUCGGAACUAGCCGCCCUAUCGCCGCUGCCUCCAUUUGCUGGUGGAUGCCGCCGGGAAGCGGGCGGAGCGCGCAGCCGGGGAGGGGGGCUGCCGCGGCCGCCGGAGUACAUGCCAGAGCCCUCUCCGCGUCUUCUCACCAGCAUGCUUUACUUCCAGAUGGUGAUCAUGGCAGGGACUGUGAUGCUGGCUUAUUACUUCGAGUACACCGACACCUUCUCGGUCAACGUGCAAGGCUUCUUCUGCUACGAGAGCGCCUACCGCAAGCCUUACCCGGGCCCGGAGGAGAGCAGCGCCGUGCCCCCGGUCCUCCUCUAUUCGCUGGCGGCCGGGGUGCCCGUUUUGGUGAUAAUUGUUGGAGAAACUGCAGUGUUUUGCUUACAGAUGGCCACACGGGAUUUUGAAAACCAAGAAAAAACAAUAUUAACUGGAGACUGUUGCUAUAUAAAUCCACUGGUGCGCAGGACCGUCAGAUUCCUUGGCAUUUAUGCAUUUGGACUUUUUGCAACAGAUAUCUUUGUAAAUGCUGGACAAGUAGUAACUGGGAAUCUUGCACCACAUUUCCUUGCACUUUGCAAACCCAACUACACUGCACUUGGAUGCCAGCAGUAUACUCAGUUUAUCGGUGGUGUAGAGGCGUGUUCUGGAAACCCAGAUCUUAUCAUGAAAGCCAGGAAAACAUUUCCAUCCAAAGAAGCAGCACUGAGUGUCUAUGCAGCGACAUAUCUGGCAAUGUAUAUCACCAACACAAUAAAAGCCAGAGGAACAAGGCUGGCAAAACCAGUUCUCUGCUUGAGCUUAAUGUGCAUGGCGUUCCUUACAGGUAUCAACAGAGUAGCAGAAUAUCGAAAUCAUUGGUCAGACGUGAUAGCAGGAUUUCUAGUUGGUAUUUCUAUAGCAGUGUUUUUGGUUGUGUGCGUGGUUAAUAAUUUUAGAGGUAGACAACCAGAAAAUGAACAUUCACACAUGGACAAUCUGGCUCAAAUGCCUAUGAUCAGCAUCCCUCGAGUAGAAAGCCCUUUAGAAAAGAACCACAUCACGGCCUUUGCAGAAGUCACAUGAUGUUGAAACAGAAGUCUAUUCGUUACAUUGGACAUCAUCCCUUUUCACAGUUCACUCAUAAUUGCAGAAACAUUUUGAAUAUAAGGGGGGGAAACUUUACCUGGUUAUAUGGGCCAGAUUUAGGAGCAUUAACAUUUUACAUCAGCCGGUGAAGAAUAUUCCUGAAAUGUCAAAAGUUAAGAGUAUUUUUCCAGCAAAAAGCAUUGCUCCCUUUAGGGAUGGGGUGGGUGGGUAGGAGGAUGUUACUUAGAAAAGAGCCUCCCUGAGCACAUCACAUAGAUAUCCCAUAUUCCUUCUCUGGGAUAAUUACUGUUUUUUUUUAACUUAGCCUUGUAAAGUAUCUGGUGAUAUACCAUUAAGUCUAACUGAGCUGGACUUUUUCACCUUUAUUUUAAAAUUCAGCAUGACACUUGUUCCCAUGCAAACUGAUCCCAGUAUAUCCAGAUUUUUUUUAAAAAAAGAAUCACAUCCAGUACUAAAAUGCUGUUUGCACUUUGUAUUAUGAUGUGGUUCACAUACCAUGUUUCUAUCUUAAGACUGGUGCUUCUGCUUUUGAAUUUUAAAGAAAAUGCCAAUUUAUACUAUAAGUAUUGUAUCAUAAUUUUGAAACAAAUUAUUUAUUUGGAUAUUUUCCUGACUUCAUGUGGUUGAAUAGCUAAUUUUUGUCGUUCUUGAAUGUCUUCAGUGUACCCCGUAGUUAGGAUUAGGGAUGAGAACAUUUAGAGAUUGGAAUAUCGUAUAAUUUUUGUGAUUAAUGUUCUCCUGUUGAAGGUUAAUGGCUCUAUUCUUAAGCCCAGCUUGCUUUCUCACCACCCCCACCCCCUUUCCUUUUGUACCAUCAAAGUCCUUGGCUGGCUGGCUGGCUGAAAGAAGCCAUGAUCCUUACUCUGCAAGGCCUGGGCAGCACUGUUAAAGAUAAGACCUUUUCGAAGUCAUUAAUAAUUAGGAUUACCAUCAGUUCAAAUUUACUUUAUGGCACAUAGCAGACACAACAUAAAACUAAAAGGAUUACUGUUCAUGGAUAGCACUUGCAGGUUAAUGCAGCACAGCCAAAGAUCCAUUUUCAAAAGUGAUCUCAGAUUUUUGAGAAUCAAGGGAGUGAUGCAUAAAAAAGAUGGAGCACAGCAUAGAAUAUGCUAAGCUCCAAGCUCAAGGAGACCCCCUUUCCCCUCUGUUGUUGGCAUUUGUCCCUGUGUUUUGUGUCAAAUAUGCCGUCAGUGACUUAAUUCUUCAGUACUAGAGAAUAAAGGAUCUGUUAAGGUGAGAAGGUUGGCUACCAUAAUUCCCAAGGAUAGUAAACAGAGUGGACCAUAUUUACUGUCUUUCAUACCCCUAGCAAGUAGUUCCCUUCUUUUUUCCAGCAGAUGGAUUGGAGCUGGCCAGUGCCCAGUUCUUCUUGGCUUGGCUCACACGGAAUCCAGGAUAGUUUUUUACUUUGCAAUAACAAACAUCUGGGCGGGCAUAAGAUCAAGAUCACGACAUUGCAAAUGUAUAUGAUGAACCUAAAUCCAAAGUCACACUAAUGUGACAGGGCUAGAGGGUGUGGUGCGGGUGCUAUGAGUGGAACUGACCCCCUCCCAGUUCUGUUGAAGAAAGCACUUCUAUCAGUGGAACAGUUAUACAGUGCUGCCUCGCUUAACGGCGAUAAUCCGUUCCAGGAAAAUCGCCGUUAAGCAAAAACAUCGUAA